AUGUCGUAUCCUCCCGUCUCAGAACCGCUGCAGCUGUACAUUUCCGGCCAGCAUGUCGCCUCCGAAAGCAGCACCACCUUCCCCGUCAUGAACCCCAUGACCGGCGAGGCCAUCUACCAGUGCGCCUCCGCUUCGCCGGCCGACUACACCACCGCCAUCGACGCGGCCUACACGGCGUACCAGUCCUGGUCGCGUUUGGGGCCGUCGGCACGCCGCAGCGUGCUGCUCAAGGCCGCCGACAUUAUCGAGUCCUACCUCGACCAGGACGCCGUCGCCAUUUUGAGCGCCGAGGUCUCGGCCACGCGCAGCUGGGUCAAGGCCAACAUGCUGAGCGCGGCCGGCGUGUUCCGCGAGAACGCCGCGCUGGCCACGCACAUCAAGGGCGAGAUCGUGCCCGCCGACCGCCCCGGCACCACCAUCUUGGUCAACCGCGAGGCCGUCGGCGUCGUCCUGGCCAUCAGCCCCUGGAACAUGCCCGUCACCCUGACGGCGCGCGCCGUCUGCUGCCCGCUGAUCUGCGGCAACGCCGUCCUGCUCAAGCCGAGCGAGUACAGCCCCAAGGCGCAGUUCCUGGUCGUGCGCGCCCUCGUCGAGGCCGGCCUGCCCCCGGGUGUGCUGCAGUUUUUGCCGACGAGCGCCGCCGACGCGCCGCGGGCGACCGCGUUUGCCAUUGCGCACCCCAAGGUGAGCCGCACCAACUUCACCGGCGGCCACCGCGUCGGCGGCAUCAUCGCGUCGCUGUCGGCCAAGCACAUCAAGAAGUGCCUGCUGGAGCUCGGCGGCAAAGCGGCCGUGCUGGUCCUGCACGACGCCGACCUGGACGCGGCCGCCGACGCCGUGGCGUUUGGCGCCAUGAGCAACAGCGGCCAGAUCUGCAUGUCGACGGAGCGCGUCCUUGUGCAUGCGUCCGUGGCAGCCGCGUUCAAGCAGAAGCUCGUGCAGCGCGUCGAGGCCCUGCGCGUCGGCAACCACCUGGACGACCCCACGGUGCAGCUGUCGGGCCUGUUCUGCGCGGCCUCGGCCAAGCGCAUUCUGGGCCUCUUGCAGGCGGCCGUCGAUGCCGGCGCCACGGCCCUGACGGGCGACCUGCAGGUCCACGGCCCCAACGGCACCAUCCUCGCGCCGCACGUCCUGGAGGGCGUGUCCGCCGACAUGGAUCUGUACCAGCAGGAAACAUUUGGCCCCGUCGUCAUUGUGAACACGUUUGCGGACGAGGCCGAUGCCGUCACGCAGGCCAACCAGACCGACUUUACGCUCUGCGGGUCCAUCUUCUCGCGCGACGUGCUGCUGGCGGCCGACCUGGCCAAGCAGGUCCGUGUCGGCAGCUGCCACAUCAACGGCCCCACGGUCUACGUCGAGGCACCGCUGCCCAACGGCGGCAUUGGCGGUGCAAGUGGCUAUGGCCGGUUUGGCGGCAUGGCCGGGGUCGAGGAGUUUACAGAGCGCCAGAUUGUACGCCUAGUCCCUGCUCCAGCCCGGGUCGCCGGCCUUCUCGCGCAGCUGCUUGCCGCGCAGCAUCAGCACCAGAAUGGUGAACGGAAAGAAGACGACGGUCAGCGCCGCAAACAGGCCAAAGGGCGCAGCAUAGCCGACCUUGGCGAUGAACGGCGUCAGGAAAAAGGGCGAAAUGUACGAAAAGAUGUUGCGGACCAGAUUGAAGAUGAGAUUGGCCUCAGCGCCCUGGCGCGGGUACGACUCCAGAAUGUACGUCUGGAUGAUGGUCGUGGCAAUCUCGAUGCCGAAAAUGUAAAUCAGCUGGCCCACGAGCGGCGUGACCCACGAGUUGCCAAACUCAAUGGCCGUGCCAAACAUGACGAGGCCGCCGGGAAUGGCCACGAGGGCCGGCCAGAUGACCUUGAGGCGGUACUCGGGGCGCCACUCCUUUCCCUGCUUGAGGGACCGGCGGGCCAAGUAGUCGAUCGACGGGCCGGCAUAGGCCUCGCCGAUGAGGGCGCCAAUCAGGCCGGACAGGCCCGACAGGCCGACGUCGAGCACGGUGAAGUGGAACUUGGCCUCGAAAAUGAGCGGAAUCUCGGCCGUGAUGCCGACGUGCAUCAUGUAGGCGACGCCGAACCAAAAGGUGCCGAGGGUGAUGGCCGGGAACCGCAGCAGGACAAACGGCCGCGAGAAGAUGAAGAAGAAGGAGUGCUUCUUGUCGCUCGUCCGCUGCGGAAUGCGGACGCCGUAGCGGUCCCAGAGCGUCGCUUUGGUUUUGCUCGCGAGACCGGCGCGCUGGCCCUGCACCUCGCGCACGUAUAUUGUUUCGGGCAAGAAGAAGACUUGCAUCACCAAGCCGACGCCCAUGAAGAUGAGCGGGAUCCACUGCGAGGCGGGCCAGCCCAGGUGCGGGUUCUCGAUAAUGGCGCCGCCGACAAGCGUGCCGAGGAACGGCGAGACGACAAUCGCGAGUGUCGAGAUGCCAAUCUUUUUGCCCUUUUCAUGGCGGAAGAACUGGCCGAGCGUCCAAAAGGCCGAACCGCCGGCACCCAGAAUCACGCGGCCUGCCAUCGCCGUGCCGUAGUUCUCGGCGCUCGUCACGAUGCCCGCGCCCACCAUGGCCAUGAUGUUGCUCAGCAGCAGGACCGGUCGGCGGCCGAUGAAGUGGCUCAGCGGACUCCACAGAAAAGGCGCCACGCCGUACAGCGCCACGGGCGUGUUGCCCAGGUAGACGGCCGUGGCUUUUGGCACGCCCAAACCCUCGGCGACGUUGACAGUGCCCGCCACGAGCGUGGUGACGGACAUGUAGCAGAUCAGGGCCAAGUAGGAAAUGGUAAACAUGGCGGCGUGCUUCUCGAACCAGGACCAGUUCAGCGGGUCGGCCGGGUCGUCCGAGGGCUGGGGCAUGAGGACGACGCCACCGCGGGUUUUGAGGUUGUUGCCGAUGGAGGUGGCAUCCUGGUCAGAAACCUUUUCAUUCGCCUCAAUGACCUCGGGACCUGUUUGUGUGAGUGUGUUGAAAAGUGUCGUAAAGAGAGACGAUUUUGGGUAUAA
Messenger RNA from Sporothrix schenckii 1099-18, 2991 nucleotides. RefSeq lists its product as uncharacterized. Bases 1 to 2991 code for a protein of 996 amino acids. Gene Ontology annotation, molecular function: oxidoreductase activity, acting on the aldehyde or oxo group of donors, NAD or NADP as acceptor. The record is from RefSeq and is a predicted model, not a curated record. The transcript has 3 exons. NCBI's taxonomy places the organism in Eukaryota, Fungi, Ascomycota, Sordariomycetes, Ophiostomatales, Ophiostomataceae.